ACUCAUUGUUCUGUUUAGACUGCAAGUUCCUCGAUGAAUAGCUUCACAUUACAUCUUCUGGUUUCUUGUUUUUUUUUUUUUUUUUUUACCAUAAGGCUUAUGUAAUGAUUUAUGUAAUGUAGGCAUAUUUCACAGUGAAAUUAUAAUUCUAUGGUUAUUAUUGGGGGAACAAUCCAUUUUUUAUUUUAGAUAAAAUUUACUAAAUCCAUGGAAAGACUAAAGCAGAGCACAACAGACCUUCCAUCAGCAGUUUGGCAUCCUUUUGGAACACAGGGAUGCAAAUAUUUGAGAAAGAAAUGGAUGUUAAUUUCUCUGUGUGCCCUAAGUUUUUUGUUUAUGUAUUGUUCUAAACUAUACAAAUGGACAUCAAUAUGGGAGCAAUCUGAGACCCCUCUCAAAGAAAUGACCGUAGAUGAAUUAAUAUUCUCAUUAUCAUGGGCUUCCUCACCCUCCAACUUCACCUCUUUCAACAGCUCUUCCAGUGCUCAGCAUAGUGUGGUCAGGCUAGAGCAGCCUAGGCCUCAGUACUGUGUUGGUGAUACAUUGAAUGUGCUCGUGGAGAUUAGGGACUAUGCAGGGCACCCAAAAGCAUAUGGCGGGGACUUCAUCCUGGCCCGGAUCCACUCUCCAAAGCUCCAGGCAUGUGCAUCAGGAGAUGUCAUUGACCUCCUCAAUGGCUCCUAUCGUGUGCAUUUCCACUUGUUUUGGCCUGGAGAGGUGCAAGUCUCAGUGCUUCUGAUCCACUCCUCUGAGGCAGUUAAGGUACUCCAGAAAGACUGGAUGAAGAAUUACAAUAAGUCCAUGCACAUGGGAACCUUUAGAAAUGGAAAAAAAGAGGAGAAGUCUCAGUGUGCCCUCCGGCUGAGCUCAGACAGACCCCUGUGUCAGUACAGGAAGAAGGAGGAUGGCGAAUAUUACGCCUGCUACAAGCCCCAUACCCUUCCCUGCGACUCUCUGUCCAUCAUGCAGUCCUACACCCACCCAGGUCCUAAUCUGACAAAGGAGGAAGUUCACCUAUUAGCCCAGGAAAAUACUGGAAUAGAAAUACCAAACAGCUUCAACCCUCUGACAGUCGCUGGUUGUUCUGGUGCAGAGCACAGACCUACUGAAAAGUGUGUGGCAGGAAUGAACUCCCCUUUUCCUGGGGGAUAUUUCUAUUUAAAUAGGUGGUCCUCUUCCUCCUGUCAUGCAGACCCCUUCCUCAGUGAAGAUGCCAUUACCAGUUGUUUAAAGGGAAAGAUUCUCUACCUAUUGGGUGACUCCACUGCACGCCAGUGGAUAGAAUAUUUGGUUAUAAAGCUGAAAGGUCUGAGAAUUGUGCAAGGGAGUCGUUUUCAUUCAUAUUUGGCUGUUGAUGCCCGUAACAACAUCACUGUCCGAUGGAUUAAGCAUGCUCAUCCCUGGCUUAGCUAUUUCGAAUCCAACAUAAAGACAUCAGUCACCGUUCCUGAGGUACUGGACAGUAUAGAAGCUGGUCGUGGGCAGAAGGAUGUGAGCGUGGUCAUUGGAAUCGGCCAGCAUUUCCGGCCCUACCCCCCAGAAGUCUUUAUCCGAAGGCUACAAAGCAUCCGCCGGGCGAUUCUGCGGUUACACGCCCGCAUCCCCCAGGCCGUUGUUGUUAUAAAGCUGGAGAACACCAUUGAACUGAAGUCAGAGAUGAUAAGAGACAGUAACUGGUAUGGCUACAUACAGAACCUGGCUCAGAGGAAAGUGUUUGAGCGCCUGAAAGUGGCUCUGGUAGAUGCCUGGGACAUGACUGUGGCUGCCAACACUUUAGCGGUCCACCCUAAUCAAGUUAUUAUUUCUAAUCAGGUGGCUCUGUCCCUGUCGUACUCCUGUCAUUAGGCAUGGGUACUGUCCGAAAGGUUACUCUGUAAUUAUAUGUAUUUGGAUACUUUUUUUACGAACUGCAUUUGGAGAUACUGUAUGUUGAUAGCAUAAGUGGCGUAAGAGUUAUUAUUUUGAUUUCAGGA
This is a messenger RNA of Anguilla rostrata (American eel), 1973 nucleotides long. RefSeq names its product NXPE family member 1-like. The transcript is spliced from 6 exons. The record is from RefSeq and is a predicted model, not a curated record. Bases 208 to 1845 code for a protein of 545 amino acids. NCBI's taxonomy places the organism in Eukaryota, Metazoa, Chordata, Actinopteri, Anguilliformes, Anguillidae.